Cynoglossus semilaevis (tongue sole) is the source of this 2547-nucleotide messenger RNA. RefSeq names its product paired box 8 (gene pax8). The record is from RefSeq and is a predicted model, not a curated record. Gene Ontology annotation, biological process: regulation of transcription by RNA polymerase II; anatomical structure development. Gene Ontology annotation, molecular function: DNA-binding transcription factor activity, RNA polymerase II-specific; RNA polymerase II cis-regulatory region sequence-specific DNA binding. The transcript has 12 exons. NCBI's taxonomy places the organism in Eukaryota, Metazoa, Chordata, Actinopteri, Pleuronectiformes, Cynoglossidae. The coding region runs from base 283 to 1683 and encodes 466 amino acids.
GCCAGGACGCUGGAAAGUGUCAGGGAAAAAAAAAAAAAAAACCGACCGAGAGCCUCUGACCUACAGUCUGACCGUUUGGAUACUAGCAGAAGAUAUCGGCUCAGAAGAUCGGCAGAAAUAUCGGCGCAUCUGCUGGACCAGACUUUUGUUUUCGGCUCCAUCCUGGAAGGAUCACACUCAUGCCAAACAAAGCAGAGAGAGAAGUCAGAUCAUAAGUGGGACAGGGUGGCGGAGACAGUGUUGACGUUCAGCUGGUGGAGCAGGAACCAAAAAUUCAGGGACAUGUCCAGCAGCCACAGUGGUAGAGGUCAUGGGGGUCUUAACCAACUAGGUGGAAUGUUUGUUAAUGGCCGUCCACUACCGGAGGUGAUCCGGCAACGCAUCGUAGACAUGGCCCACCAGGGCGUGAGGCCCUGCGACAUCUCCCGACAGCUCAGAGUCAGUCACGGCUGCGUCAGCAAGAUCCUGGGGCGCUACUACGAAACGGGCAGCAUCAAGCCCGGUGUGAUCGGCGGCUCCAAACCCAAGGUGGCCACACCGAAAGUCGUGGAGAAGAUCGCAGAGUACAAGAGGCAGAACCCUACCAUGUUUGCCUGGGAAAUCAGGGACCGGCUGCUAGCAGAGGGAGUGUGCGACAGCGACACGGUGCCCAGCGUGAGCUCCAUUAACAGAAUAAUUCGAACAAAGGUCCAACAGCCGUUCAAUCUUCCUCUAGACGGUAAAGGUCUGAGUCCAGGACAAACCCUGAUUCCCAGUUCAGCCGUCACUCCUCCUGAGUCUCCGCAGUCGGAUUCCUUAGGUUCCACCUACUCCAUCAGUGGCCUGUUGGGCAUCCCCCAUCCCAGUACUGAAGGCAAGAGGAGUCAUGAUGACAGUGAUCAGGACAGCUGUCGGCACAGCGUGGACUCUCAGGGCAGCAGCGGUGUUCCAAGGAAACAGAUGAGAUUGGAUCACUUCUCAGUGUCCUCGCAGCACGUGGACUGCGGCUUUGACCGUCACCACUACCCCGCGGACUCGUUCAGCUCAGCCUCCGGCAGCAAGACCGAGCAGACUUUGUACCCACUGUCCCUCCUCAACGGCAGCCUAGACGAGGCCAAGAACAGCCUGUCAACGUCCAGCUCCAGCAUUGGACGCAACCUAUCGGCCCAUCAGAGCUACACCAUGGUGACAGAGUCCCUGCAGUCCCUGCCGCUGUGUCUAAAACAGGAAAUGUCCCCCGAGGUCACCAGCACGUGCCCCUCGCCAAACAUGACAUCCGCCAGCCUGGCGUUUGUGGAACUGCAGGCGCUUCAGAAACCCGUCUCUAUUAGUGGGAGCAAUGCAAACAACUGCAGCUCCGGCCAUUUUCAAAACGCAUUCAACUCAUUCUCCCAUCAUGCACCAGUGUACGGACAGUUCAGCAGUCAGUCUGUCAUCUCAGGCCGCGACAUGGUGAGCUCCACUCUGCCGGGUUACCCCCCCCACAUCACUUCACCUGCACAGACUGGAUACUCCUCCUCGACUAUCACAGGCAUGGUGGCAGCAGGUGCCGACUACAGCGGUCAGUCGUACAGCCACUCACCCUACACUCCCUACAGUGAAGCCUGGAGGUUCACCAACUCCAGUAUACUGGGAUCUCCCUAUUACUACAGCUCAGCCUCUCGCACUGCUCCACCGUCUGCUGCGGCCUACGACCACCUCUAGUCCCCGAGUCACUGCUGCUACACCAGACAGGACUUAAAGAGAUUUUACAUCGUCCUGGACCAAGGCAUAAAGUCAGACCUGGAUGUGACCUUGAGACCUUUGAGACUCAAAGCUGAAAAAACCAGCAACCAACAGAAUUUUUUUGUACGUCAUGUCAUAGCUUUGGGUUAUUUAUUUCCCACAGUUAACUGUGUCUCAUGCACGUUUACACACACGACUCACGGUUUUCCGGGGACUGAUAAUUUACAGAGCUCUUUAACGCUAAUUUUGGCCAAAGACACUUGUUUUCUCGCACUCCUGCAACUUGACGCCACUGACUCAGUGACACGGAUAUGCAACUCGUUUAUGAUGAACCAUAGUUUACAAAUAAAACGUUGUCUCUUUGAUUUGUGAAGCCUGUCCUAACACUACAGUCCUCGAUCCCUGUCCGCCCGCAAAUUCAUCCACUGAUUGGUUUGUUCCUGACUGUAAAUUCAGAUUUUGAGGACAAACGAAAAGGGUGACGUGUUAAAUCACCAUCACAACAAAAUGACCCGUGUACGCCCCUCCCGGUCAGUUAUAAUGUAUCUGAUUAGCAGUUUGUACAUAAUGUAAAUGACGGAUGGCCUGCGUGGAAGUGAUGCAGCUCCACUCGGAGAACAACAGCGUGACGGGAGGGGCCGGUCCUGGAAACUAAAACCAACAGGGCUUGAAAUGGGCCUGCGUCAGAUAUUUGUUUCAAAUAAAUUGAGUUUGUUUGCCAUGCUGAUGUUCUGAGGUUUGCUAAGAACUGUGACUAUUUUUUCUUAUACUCCCAUUAAUAUUAUUGCAGAUGUAAAUAAUGGAUUUCUAAAGAAUUAUUUUAAUUAAAGCAUGAGAAAUUUA